Molecule: messenger RNA, 5882 nt
Organism: Notechis scutatus (mainland tiger snake)
Lineage: Eukaryota; Metazoa; Chordata; Lepidosauria; Squamata; Elapidae
Gene: LDB3
Product: LIM domain binding 3
Biological process (GO): actin cytoskeleton organization; heart development; muscle structure development
Cellular component (GO): Z disc; stress fiber; adherens junction
Molecular function (GO): muscle alpha-actinin binding; actin binding
Source: RefSeq, a predicted model, not a curated record
GGUGCGUCCUGAGUGAAUUGGGCAAUGAGCAGACCAGAAUCUUACCCUGAAAGCUCCUUUAAACUCGUAUUUUUAACUCGCCCUUAAAAUAAGUUGCUCUUUUAUCUUAGAAAAGUGGCUUUGAGCCUGAAGAAGGGAACCGAGGCACUUCAGAAAGGUCUGUUAACUUCCCCAGGGUCUAUAUUAGACUUCUGAGUCACAGAGGUUUUGCAUAGCUGGUGUUGGGUUACCCACCAUGUAUGGCCUCUUCGUCAGGGAUAUCAGUAUCUGUAUUAUAAGUGCUAUCUAUUCUUAGAUGACACUUCGGCUGGACUCACCAGAGCCCGGGACUUUCCUGGCGUAAAGGAGAGAUAAGAUGUCUUUCGGUGUCACUCUUAAUGGAUCUGGACCAUGGGGAUUCCGUCUGCAAGGAGGGAAGGACUUCAACAUGCCUUUGACCAUCUCCAGGAUCACCCCUGGCAGCAAGGCAGCCCAAUCUCAGAUGACUCAGGGGGAUAUGGUGAUAGCAAUUGAUGGCGUCAACACAGAUGGCAUGACCCACCUAGAGGCCCAGAAUCUGAUCAAAUCAGCAAACUACAACCUGAAUCUCACUCUUCAAAAAUCAAAACGUCCAGUUCCAAUGCAAACAAGCAUCCCGAGGAUCGAUUCUCCCAUGCCCGUGAUCCCUCAUCAAAAGGUCGUAACCAAUCCUAUGACCAACACGGAGUAUGUGGAACGUUUCAACCCCAAUGUCCUGAAGGAUUCUGCGCUGUCCACGCAUAAACCCAUAGAGGUGAAAGGCCCUGGGGGCAAAGCCACCAUCAUUCAUGCCCAAUAUAACACACCCAUCAGCAUGUAUUCUCAAGAUGCUAUCAUGGACGCCAUUGCAGGCCAAGCUCAGGCCCAGGGUGGUGAACUUGCUGGUAACCUUCCUGUUAAAGAUCCUCAUGUAGACAGUGCGUCUCCAGUCUAUCAGGCUGUGCUUAAAACUCAAAACAAGUCUGAAGAAGAUCUGGAUGAUUGGAGCCGCCGGUCUUCAAACUUGCAGUCAAAGUCCUUCCGGGUCCUUGCUCAGAUGACAGGAACUGAGUACAUGCAAGAUCCAGAUGAAGAUGCCUUGAGAAGAUCAAGUGGCAAGAAACAUGUUGCUGUGGCGACUGAAAACAGUACCCCUGUUGAGCAUGAGCCUGUGUCUAUCAGCUGCGCUCCUCCUGCUAUGCCUGCUGCUUCGGCCAGUCCGUCUUCUGCUGCUGCUGCUGCUUCUUCUUCUUCUCACAGUGGUGCCCAUCGGAUGACGCUGCUGCCAGCUUCUGCUUCAUCUGGGGCUUAUGAUUCCAUCUCAUCCUCCUGCCAAAGCUUCCACCAUCAAGCUGCGACUUCCACCUCCUACCAGUCCCAAAAGAGAACCUACACCUCAGCCCCAGCUCCCCAUGGGCCAGCUCCCCAUGGACCAGCUUCCCAUGGACCAGCUCACCAUGGACCAGCUUCCCAUGGACCAGCUCACCAUGGACCAGCUCCUUACACUGGCUACAGUGAAGCCCCAGCACCUGCUCCGAAGCCAAGAGUUGUGACCACUGCAAGCAUAAAGCCCUCGGUCUAUCAGCCAGCAGCUCCAGCACCCGCCCCACCAUCGGUGUCCACACAUACCUAUAUUCCAAGCCAACCUGAGCCUGCAAGUCGUCCCCCCUGGGUGACGGAUGAUUCCUUCUCCCAAAAGUUUGCUCCUGGGAAAAGUACAACCACCGUCACCAAGCACAUUCUGCCAAAGGGUGCUCCGGUGCCUCCAUCUUCUGCUCCACCUCCCUCAAUUCCUGCGUCCAUCCAGGCUCCUGCCAUUGCACGGGGAACCAUCCAAAGAGCAGAACGCUGCCCCGCCGGUAGCCGAACUCCGCUCUGUGGACAUUGUAACAGCAUCAUCAGAGGGCCGUUCUUGGUAGCCAUGGGUCGCUCUUGGCACCCUGAGGAAUUCUACUGUGCUUAUUGCAAGACCUCUCUGGCUGAUGUGGGGUUUGUUGAAGAACAGAACAGCGUCUACUGUGAGCAUUGCUACGAACAGUUCUUUGCCCCGACCUGUGCCAGAUGCCAUGCCAAGAUCAUGGGGGAAGUGAUGCAUGCUUUGAGGCAAACUUGGCACACCACUUGCUUUGUCUGCGCUGCCUGUCGGAAGCCGUUUGGAAACAGCCUCUUCCACAUGGAGGAUGGAGAACCCUACUGUGAGAAAGAUUAUGUUGCCUUGUUCAGCACCAAAUGUCAUGGAUGCGACUUCCCCGUUGAGGCUGGAGACAAAUUCAUUGAAGCCCUUGGUCACACCUGGCAUGAUACAUGCUUCAUUUGUGCUGUCUGCCAUGUCAAUUUGGAAGGUCAACCAUUUUAUUCGAAGAAAGACAAACCUCUGUGCAAGAAACAUGCCCACGCCAUCAACGUCUAAAGAAAGAUCCAGAAGGGAAUAACGAAGUCAAAAAGUGUGGAGGUUGAUUCAACAGAUUAAAUAUAGAUCACUGUGGAUGUUGGAAGAUAGGGAAGGGGAAGGGGAGGUCACAAAUUAUGGACACUUUGAAUUAUGCUUUUGUGUGUGCAGAGAUUUGGUGUACAAAAGAGUGAAUAGCUUGACAGCCAACUUGGGCUGCAAAUGCUUGAGCAAAAUGAACAAAAUAACAGGGCAGUUUCCAUGUAAGCAUAUUGACCAGGAUAGGUUUACCUUAGUAGAACACAUUAACAUUAUUGUUAAAAUAAACAAAUAGAAUCCUUUCUUAGAAUUAUAAUACAGCUCAAAAGUGCCAAAUUACGCAAAGUAACGUAGAGUCAGAGUCCAUUGUGAUGAGUCAAUUAAGUAUUCCUUACCAAGCCAACAGAGAGAUAUUCCAUUGUUACAUGUCGUGACUCUUCUUCACACUUACUUAGAUGUGGCAUAACUUUUAGGUUUAAAAAAAAAAUUGUAGGCCAGAUAGAAUUUACUAAAAACACGCCAUGGACGGAACCCAAUCAAAGCUUGAAUCCAAACACAACUAAAAACACCUCUGGUAAUUCUCCCUAAUUACCAGGUUUUCUUGUAUAUAGGUGUGGUUUUCCUGGAUUUAAAAAAAAUGUGCUUUUUUUCCCCAAGCUGGUAAACUUUGGGGAUAAUAUCAGAUACUCCCCGAUAACCGUGAAUGGCUCUUCCUAAGUCUCAUUCCUAGAUUGGCUACAUCCCCCUAGAGUAGAACUGUUAGAGAAUGAUUUUCAAAGGACUCCGGAUGUGUGUGGACCUUGAGCUUCUGAUCGUUGGUAGAGAGGUUGGGCAAAACGAUAAGAAGGAUUGCAUGGAAGAGUGAAGAGUUAACUCAAGAGUAUCAGUUGUCCUCCAUCUGCUACUGUGGAAGGCAGGAGAACAGUGGUGGUAUUCAAAUUUUUUUACUACCGGUUCUGUGGGCGUGGCUUGGUGGGUGUGGCUUGGUGGGUGUGGCAGGGGAAGGAUGCUGUAAAAUCCUCAUUUCCACCCCACUCCAGGUGAAGGAUACUGUAAAAUCCCUCUUCCCUUCCCUACCCACCCCACUAACCUGCUUUCCAGCUCCGCUCUCCUGUGCAUGGCAACAAAAGAAGAUCCAGCCAAUCAGCUGUGACUCAAUGGGAGGCAGAGAAUAGAUGGGGGCGGGGCCAGUCAGAAGUGUUAUUUGUUGGUUUUCUGAACUACUCAACAUUUCCUCUACCAGUACCUGUCAGAACUAGCUGAAUACCACCUCUGGAGGAAAAAGUGUUGAGUUGUAUGUUCACUGUGCCAUUGUCACCUCAAUAUCAAGCCAACUAACCAAGGGGGAAACACUUAUGUAAGAAAUUUCCCCAAGGAUGAGACCCUCCAACUUGGUUGAGAUUACUUGUAGUAGAAGCAGUAAUCUUUGGAUAUCUGGAAGUCAAACCUUUGCUUUCCAUCUGUGACUCUUUGCCAACUGAUGGACGAGGAUUUGGCUGGAUAGUCCAUCAGGAACCCUUACUUUGAGUUCUUGAACACUCUUACUCGUAAUAGCAGUAAUAGGGAAGGCAGUUAUUUCUUUUUGUUGAUGGUUGGGGAAAGCUAUUGCAGUUGCAAAAGAAGAUAUAGAGACGGGAGGGGAUAUCCAGAUUUUUUAUUAUUAUUAUUAUUUCCUUGAUAUCAAGAAUGUGACAUUUUGUUUGGUUAAAUCUGGUGCCAUUCACCAGACAGACCUUCAAUGAGAGACUGCCAAUUCUUUAAAGACGGUGUCUCUAAAAGCAGAGGUCCCCAAAGUUGGUAACUUUAAGACUGGUGGACUUCGAUUCUCAGAAUUCUGGGAGUUGAUGUUCACAAGUCUUAAAAUUGCCAAGUUUGGAGACUUCUGCUGUAAAGUGUGCUUGUGUUUGCUGCUACAAAAAAAAGAAGCCUGCAAUACCUUGAGUAAUUUUCCUUUCUUUUUUUUCUUUUUUCUUUUUUAAAGUUUUUGAACAAAUGCUAUUUAGCAUUUUUGCAAGUAUUUACUUUUUGAAGCUUUUGUCCUCUUGCGUUGGGCAGCCUGUAUUUAUUCUGGCUGGCAUUUUGAGUAUUUAAUCCUUUAAGCAUCAGGUAAUUGUUUAUAUGGUGAAGCCACUGGCUUAUAUCUGCUCAGAUAACCAUCCUAAAUUUAGACUUGCUCUAUGUCAACAUUGUUUGGCACUCAUUUGAAUGGGCAACACUGUCAUAAAGAUAAAAGCCGUUUACUCCAGUAGAAUAUGAUUUCUUAUUGAAAACAAUGUACAAUAUUUAUUAUUCAUUUGCGGGGGGAAAACAAGAGGGAAGAAGAAGGCAGCUUGAUUUUCAUAAUGUUUGCUGUUUGACUGGAAUCCGGACCUCAUUCAGGCUCAAAGCUAAAAUAAAAGCUUAUAACCACGGCUUCUUCUCUUAAGUUCUAUGCUUUAUUUUAAGAUCCCUUUUGGAUCCCAUGGAAGAAUAAAAUAUGCUUUCUUGAUGCACUGGCACUAACUAGAUUUUAAAAAAUGCUUAACCAGGACUGAGUCUUCUUUUGUCUUCUGCAAAGAAUGGAACACACAUCGUACAAUAUUUAUUUUUCUGCAUAUAACAUUUUUUUCAGUCCCUGCCUUGGAUAGUGAAGCAAAUCUGAACUCUUGUUUAUGCAUAUCUGUAGCACUUUAACUCUUGCUUGUCUUGUCAAGGAAGGAAUGUAACAAGGAAGGCACAAAUUCAGAAUUAUUCAGAAGUCAUUCAGAAUUAUUCUUAAAUGAUUCUGCAGCAUUUCGGCCAACCUUUUAAUUUUUCUGAAAGACAAGCUUUCGUAUUCUUACAUUUCCAAGAUAGUAACUUAGUGCAAAAUGCAAUCGCCAGUGGUAGCAUAGCUCCCUAUAAUCCAAGGAGUCAACAGAGUACAGAGAUAGAUUCUAAUUCAAAUUAUCUUCAGCUGGUUAAGUCCACCAGUAACUCCAAGAGGGAAUUCCAUUUAUGGCAUCCAGCAGAAGGAUGGUCAGAUUCAGCUGUGGAUGGUGAGCUUCACGCACAAAGAUAGCACAACAUUAUUCAUUGAAAACAUUCAUGCAUGGCAUUAAGCCGUAAAAGGGAUUUGCUUUAGUUUAAUACAUCUCGUGGUGGGAACCAUUGUGUCUAUUCCUUUCUUAUUUAUUCACUAAGCCAUGGUAAAAGAGCAAUGGCAUAGCCCAGCAUUGGAUUAGUCCAUCAACAAAUUUUAGGGAUUAUUCUGAUGGUGUAGAUGUUUGCUAUCUCCUUUGGGAUAGACCCAUUGCUAAUACCAUUCAACCUGGAAGAAGAGAAAGCAGAUAUGGAACUGUGUAACCACUCAAUCCUCUUUGAGGGGCAAGCACUCCAAAGCAGUAUUCCCUUACUUUGGACCGUUUCGAAGCACUGUUCUAAAGAAAGGGAUCAAUGAUUUAAAGAUCUUAUAUGAUAUAUUUUCACUGCCAGAGUA